This is a messenger RNA of Trypanosoma cruzi, 492 nucleotides long. Its product is annotated as iron-sulfur cluster assembly protein, putative. Gene Ontology annotation, molecular function: 2 iron, 2 sulfur cluster binding; ferrous iron binding. Lineage: Eukaryota; Euglenozoa; Kinetoplastea; Trypanosomatida; Trypanosomatidae. Gene Ontology annotation, biological process: intracellular iron ion homeostasis; iron-sulfur cluster assembly. Bases 1 to 492 code for a protein of 163 amino acids. Gene Ontology annotation, cellular component: cytoplasm; mitochondrial matrix. The transcript has a single exon. The record is from RefSeq and is a predicted model, not a curated record.
AUGCGUCGCUUCACAAGCACUCCACUUGCCGCCAACGCAGCGGUGGCAUCCCUGCGCACACUCUACAGCGCGUUGGUGGAGGACCACUACAACAACCCCCGGAACAUGGGAAAACUUGACAAGACCGACCCGAACGUGGGAACAGGGCUUCGCGGUGCACCCGAGUGUGGUGACAUGACACAAAUGCAGGUGAAAGUGAACCCCGACACAGGCGUCAUUGAAGAUGUAAAGUUUAAAGCCUUUGGUUGCGGAAGCGCGAUUGCCGCCUCCUCGUACGCGUCCCAAGCAAUUCGGGGAAAAACAUGGUCAGAGGCACUGAAGCUGACGAACAAGAAAAUAGCGGAGGAACUCUCACUUCCCCCAGUCAAGCUUCACUGCUCCAUGCUGGCACAGGAAACAAUUCAGGCGGCGGUGGAGAAUUACCUGUCGAAGAACCCUUCGCUGAAGUCAAAGGUACAAAAGAAGCAGUCAACAGAGGCUUCAACCCCCUAA